This is a messenger RNA of Abrus precatorius (Indian licorice), 563 nucleotides long. RefSeq names its product calcium-binding protein PBP1-like. The record is from RefSeq and is a predicted model, not a curated record. Gene Ontology annotation, molecular function: calcium ion binding. NCBI's taxonomy places the organism in Eukaryota, Viridiplantae, Streptophyta, Magnoliopsida, Fabales, Fabaceae. The transcript has a single exon. The coding region runs from base 99 to 467 and encodes 122 amino acids.
CAUCUAUUAUAUAAACACUUCAACAUGACCAUUCACUAAUCACUACCCUCCUACAAAAAUCUCAUUUUCUACAAUUGACACUAUUUUUCUUCUUAUUGAUGGCUGGGAUUGGCAAAGGGGUUGAAUUUGAGGAUUUGUUACCUCUGAUCGCCGAUAAACUGGGUGGUGAAGGUUUGAUAAAAGAGCUUUGUAAUGGGUUUCAGUUGCUGAUGGACAAGGACAAGGGAGUGAUCACGUUGGAGAGCUUGAGGAACAACUCUGCACUAAUGGGUUUGCAAGAUUUGAAGGAGGAUGAACUUGUGAGCAUGAUGAGAGAAGGGGAUCUUGAUGGUGAUGGGGCUCUCACUCAGAUGGAGUUCUGCGUUUUGAUGUUCAGGUUGAGUCCACAGUUGAUGGAGGAGUCUUGGUUUUGGCUUGAAGAGGCUUUACACAAUGAACUCAGAAACAACCACCACCCUUCCAUUUGAACUACUCUUGCAUGCGGUCACACACGAUGAUUGUUGCCUAUAGGGUUAGGAAAUGAUGCACUUGAAGGGACAUCUCAUUCUUAUUUUUUGUUGUUU